AGGAUAAUAUCCAAGGAUCAAGAAUAUAUCUCUAAAUACACCCAACACAAAAAACAAACAUAAAUCAAUUCACAAAAUGUUCGCGAAAACAGUGCUAAGCGUUUUUGUGAUUGUGGGCCUUGUUGCAGUCAGCCUCAGCAAUCCCGUUGAUAACAAUGGCAAGUAUACGGUUUCAGCGCAAAACUCAAACGACGGCAAAUAUCAUGCACAAGAUGAUGGAAGAUAUCAUCCGAGUUCAGCGGACGAAGGCCGAGGUGGCUAUCAGGAUUCUUUAGGUCGUUAUCAUCACAUGGUGCAGCCCUACAUGCAUGUGAGCGAUAACCGUGAACUUGGAAUUUAUCAUCAUAUUCCCUAUCCAUACGAUGGUGGGUAUGGGCCAUACUCGGGCCUCAAUCGCCCCUAUGUGCACGAUGACAGACCCUACAACCAUGAUCUUUACACAUCGACCACAACAACCACAACGAAGAAACCAACCACAACCACAGAACGCACCACAACAACAACGACCACGACGACGACGACGCCACGCCCCAUACUCUUCAACUAUGAUGACGAGGGACGCCAUAAGAUUCUGCACCAGGAAGAGAUCCGCAAGAAGGACAAAUAUGAUCAUGCUUUCCUGACUGAGAACGGCAUCUAUGGCGAGGAGCAGGCGAAACUGCAUCAUGGAGGUGGUACACAUGCCAAAGGCUACUAUGAAUACACCGGAGAUGAUGGCAAAUUGUAUCGCGUGAACUAUGCAUCCAAUGAUAGGGGAUUCAUGCCCGAGGGUGAGCACAUUCCAACACCACCUCCGAUUCCCGAGGCCAUUGCUCGUGCUCUGAAGUAUGUGGAGGAGCAGCACAAGGCGAAUGGAGAUAAGCCUCUGUUCGAUCAUCGCGGAUUCCGUAUCAAUCACAUGACCAAGGAAAUCAAGGCACAAAUCAAGUCCAUUCAUCUGGAUCAAAUGCCCAAGGAGCUAAGCGAUCAAAUCCGUAUGCUGGAGCACGAGGUCGAGCUGGCCGAGGAGGAGGAGGCGCGCGAACUAGAGGAAGAGCAGCGCCGGAAAAGUGCUCAUCAGCUCUAAUUUGAAGCGAGUGAAUUCCCCCCACAUUGCUGUGUUCUCAUCUAAAGCCAUAGGGAUUGUGUUGUGCACAACACAUUCUUAAGUCCCCCGCCCUUAACCCCCUGCACCAUUCAAAUGUCCCCCCAUUCCCAUGCAUUUGCCACAAGCAGCUGGCAAAAACUAUAACAAGCCAUCGAAAAACUGCAAAAAAAAAAAGAACAACAAACGAA
Messenger RNA from Drosophila novamexicana, 1275 nucleotides. It is a transcript of the gene Cpr49Ac, whose product is annotated as larval cuticle protein LCP-30. Bases 77 to 1066 code for a protein of 329 amino acids. The transcript has 7 exons. Gene Ontology annotation, molecular function: structural constituent of chitin-based larval cuticle. Lineage: Eukaryota; Metazoa; Arthropoda; Insecta; Diptera; Drosophilidae. Gene Ontology annotation, cellular component: chitin-based extracellular matrix. The record is from RefSeq and is a predicted model, not a curated record.